This is a messenger RNA of Linderina pennispora, 782 nucleotides long. RefSeq lists its product as uncharacterized. The coding region runs from base 132 to 782 and encodes 216 amino acids. Gene Ontology annotation, cellular component: nucleolus. The transcript has a single exon. Lineage: Eukaryota; Fungi; Kickxellomycota; Kickxellomycetes; Kickxellales; Kickxellaceae. The record is from RefSeq and is a predicted model, not a curated record. Gene Ontology annotation, molecular function: RNA binding.
CAUUUUAAGGCGACAUUCGGGCCUGGCAUCAGUGGAAAGGGGCCAAUUUUUUGCAGCACAGACGAACGACCCCAGCUUUCUCCUGCAUACCCACAUCCCAACCAUAUCCUCCAAAACAGGGAACUGAAAAGAUGGCCGACAAUACUGCGCUCCUGACGUCGGGUGCCAAGAUCUACUCGAAGAAGCGCAAGGCCAAGAAGGAGCAAGUCGAAGAGGUGACAUUUGACCCGAAGGCGCGGCGGACAUUCCUGACCGGCUUCCACAAGCGCAAGCAGGAGCGACGCGAGCGCGCCAUAACUUUGGCCAAGGAGAAGGAGCGCGAGGAGCGGCGCGAGAUGCGGCGCGAGAAGCGCGACCAGGAGCGCCAGACGAUUGCGCAGAAGAUCCGCGAAAGCAAGAUCUUCUACGGCGUGCCGCUCUCGGAAGACGAAGAGGAUGAGGGCGAGGACGAGGACGAGGAGGUUGCGGUGCUGACGGGCGAGGACUCAGUCACCACGGUUACGGUUACCAAGGACUUUGACCCGACCAAUAUUGACGACGAGAGCCUGGGGCUGAAGAAAAUGACGCCUAAUGAGCUCGCCGUGGAUCUGAAGCGCAAGGCGGAGCAGGCGGAUGCGUCGGAGAGCGAGGAGGAGGCGCCCAAGAAGAAGGCGAAGAAGAAGACAAAAAAGUUCCGCUACGAGACGCACGCGAAGCGCCGCGACCGGAACUCCAAGACGGCAGCGGCCAAGUCCAAGGUUGCUGCGCGGCAUGCUGCCAGCGGCAAGAAAUCGAAGAAAUAA